CGUGCGCGCUCCGCCCCGGUCUCUCCCUCCGCUCCGAGGUCCGCCCGCGGGGCCGGCCGCCUGUCAGAGGGAGGUGGCGAUGGUGCGCCCGGUGGCGGCGGCGGCAGCGGCGGCGACGGCUUCCUCGGUCGGACAGCAGGGAGGAGAAGAUGACUGACCGGCCGACUGGAUGAAUGAAUGAAUGGCGGAGCCGAGCGCGCCAUGAGGAGCCUGCCGAGCCUGGGCGGCCUCGCCCUGUUGUGUUGCGCCGCGGCCGCAGCCGCCGCUUCAGCAGCCUCGGCGGGGAAUGUCACCGGGGGCGGCGGGGCUGAGGGGCAGGUGGUCGUGUCGCCCACCCCGGGGCUGCGGGACCAAGCCGGCCACCCCUUCCCGAAGGCCGCGGCUCCCACGGCGCAGGCCCCGCGGAGCGGCCCCCCGCGCACCCCAGUCCGCAGAGCCGGAGCUGCGACCCCGUCAGCCGGCUCCGCGGAGACCACCCCUCUCCGCACCAGCGCGCGACCCUCCGACGCCACCUUCCCGGUUCUAGGCCCCUCGCCCGCCACCCCUUCGGAGGAGGGACGCACUCCCGCCGCCACCGAACCGCCAGCCUCCAGACCCGCGCCCAGCACCCUUGAGAGCACAGCUGGCCGGGGGCCGACCACCCCCCUAGUCACCACCGCUCAGGCGCCCAGCACUCCCGGGACCCCGACCGCCCAGUCCCCGGACAGCAGCAGCAGCAGCAGCAGCAGCAGCAGCAGCAGCAGCAGCAGCAGCAGCAGCAGCAGCGUCCCGCCCACCGCACCUGCCACCGAAGCCCCUGCUCCUCCUCCCCCAGAGUAUAUAUGUAACUGUUCUGAGGUUGGAAGCUUGGAUGUGAAGCGCUGCAACCAGACAUCAGGGCAGUGUGAGUGUCAUCCAGGUUAUCAGGGUCUUCACUGUGAAACCUGCAAAGAGGGCUUUUACCUGAAUCACACUGUUGGUCUCUGCCUGCCAUGUCUCUGCAGUCCACAUGGCUCUCUUAGCAUCCUCUGCAACAGUUCUGGGAAUUGCCAGUGCAGAGCAGGUGUCACUGGCUCCAUGUGUGACCGAUGCCAAGAUGGACAUUAUGGAUUUAAUAAGACAGGCUGUUUGCCCUGCCAGUGCAACAACCGAUCUGAUAGUUGUGAUGUUAUCACAGGUGCUUGUUUAAAUUGCCAGGAAAAUAGCAAAGGGGAUCACUGUGAAGAAUGCAAAGAAGGAUUUUAUCAGAGUCCUGAUGCUACUAAAGAAUGCCGCCGCUGCCCUUGUUCAGCAGUGACCUCUACAGGCAAUUGCACCAUAGGAUCUGGUGAAUUGGAGCCUACAUGUGUCCAGUGUAAAGAUGGUUACACAGGACAGAACUGCAAUAAAUGUGAAAAUGGCUAUUACAAUUCUGACAGCAUCUGCACUCGGUGCGAAUGUCAUGGCCAUGUGGACGCAACUAAAACUCCAAAGAUUUGCAAGCCAGAUAGUGGUGAGUGCAUCAACUGUGCCCAUAACACCACUGGGUUCCGGUGUGAGAACUGCCUAGAAGGUUAUGUUCGAGACCUCCAGAAAAACUGCAUCAAGCAAGAAGUUAUUGUUCCAACUCCUGAAGGUUCUACCAUUUUGGUUUCCAAUGCCUCUUUGACCACAUCAGUGCCCACCCUUGUUAUAAAUAGUACAUUUGCCCCCACAACCCUGCAGACUAUCUUUUCAGUAAGCUCUUCUGAAAACAGCACCUCAGCUCUCGCUGAUGUAUCAUGGACCCAGUUUAAUAUCAUCAUUUUGACAGUUAUCAUCAUUGUGGUAGUGCUGCUAAUGGGAUUCGUAGGAGCUGUGUACAUGUACCGAGAGUACCAAAACCGGAAACUCAAUGCUCCCUUUUGGACCAUCGAGCUGAAAGAAGACAAUAUCAGUUUCAGCAGCUACCAUGACAGCAUCCCCAAUGCAGAUGUGUCAGGAUUGUUGGAGGACGAUGGCAAUGAAGUGGCUCCCAAUGGGCAGCUGACCCUGACAACACCCAUUCAUAACUACAAAGCUUGAGGAGCUGAGCUGUCCUCCUGGAUUGUCAGAACACAGUGCUCACUAAAAUGCAUCUGCCCUCCAGCCACACAUAGCCUGGGUAGAGUUUGCUGAGAAAGGCAUCAUGCAAAUGAACUGUUCAGGUAUAAACUGCAAUGUGCUUAGCCUAUCUGUUGCUCUUAAUUCCCCAUGAAGAUCUGAAGUACUCAUCAUCAUUGAGGACAUGAAGUAAAGUAUAUUUUUGUAGCAAACCACAUGUGUGUAUGGAAAAGCUUAAUCCCACACAGUAGUCCAACUCUACCCAGCCUCUCAAAGGACUGCUGGGAAAGUGUUCAUCUCACCAGCCAUGACAGAAUGUUGAUGUGGAGGGGGAAGACUGAUAGAAGACUUCAUCUCCAUUUUGGGAACACAUUUUUUAAAGGAGAGGCAGGGAUUAUGUUCAUUUUACUGUACUAAAAGAUAUGACUGAGGAAGAGCUGGUGUCUAGGCUGUACCACACUAAACAGUCUUGGCUCUCUAUAAACUAUGGGCAGAAAGUCCCAAGAGGAUCUGUAGAAGGGCUUGGCUUUCCUCCCUUGAGUCUCCUUCAAGGAUGGGAUUGAAGCACAGGAUAAGCCUCUGUGGUGAGGGCAGGCAUAGCACCCAGAGAGCAGAAAGUUGAUGGUCCUCCUCAGGGGAGGUUCCUGCCUCUAAAGAAACAAGGUGUACAUAGUUAAUGUAGCAUACAUGCUCAACAUUGUACUUGUAUCUAUUUGUAAAAAAAAAAAAUCAUGUCCUAUUUUAUCAUUUAGACUUUAUUUGUAUAGCAGUUAAUGGUGUUGUAAAAAGAAGAUAUGGAAAUUGGUUACAAUAUUGUAAAUUAGGUGGCAAUAUUGCUAGAGCUGGGACUCUGGUGAGCAUCAUUCAUUUUUAGUCCCUAUUUGGACACUUGGAAUUUAUAGGAGGUCAAAUGUUUCUAAUCUUUCCUCCCUCAACCUAUGAGUCAUAUGCUUUUUGACCUACCAUAGAUUCAAGCAAUAGGUGUGAAGUCUGUAAUUAUUAAGCUGGGACACAGGCGGCAUUCUCUAGACACUCACCUAAUUAGCCACUCCGUGUGUUUUACAUUGCUCGGCGUAAACAUCCUCAGAAAAAGACUUCUUUCCUGAAUGUAAAAGACAGUCUUCCAAAGGAUAGAAAUUUUAAAUUAAAAAGAAAAGCCAUCACAUUGCUUGGGGCCCUUCAUUUUUAUGCCCAUGAAAUAUUUAUGUACUUCCCAUAACCUCCAAAAUAAAGGCCUCAGACAUUUGAACAUAACCUGUCACCCACGAAUCAUGAGGUAUGUUUGGCUUCUUCAGUGCUAGAAUUCAUCCAUCUUCUUGUCUGGGCAGAGGAUUACUCUGAUUGAAUGUGCAUGUAGUCCUUGCUUUCUGAUGCCAUUUUCCCCUGAGGCCAAGUACUGCUUCUUUCAUCUGUUAUGCAUCCACAGUUUGUGGAUGAAACAAGCCAAGAAAGGUGGCCCAGACUAUGAAGUGGUUAGGGAAAAACAAAGCAAAGACUAGACCUAGGAAACUUAGACUUAACUUCCUCAGAGAGGAAAACAUAUGGUUUGUUCAUCCUCUGCAGAUCCCCACCUUUUUCUCAGGGUUUGGAAAUGACUGUAGACUAGAGGGUCCUUAGGUAACCUGAGGGUGCUCUGCAUAUGUGGCUGUCUUUAUUAAAGUAAACAUUGCACCUCAUUGUACUGAAACAAUUUACAAGUGGCUGAUUGCUUGCCUCGCAUAGGAUUCUGUGGGUUUAAUCCUCAGAAUUACAGAAUAUACUAGUAUUUUUAUUGUCCUUUGUCAUUUACAAAACACUUUCUGUAUGUGUUCUUUGAUUCUCACCAUAGCCUCCUAAGGAAGCAGUCUUGUACCCAUUUUAUACAGGAAGAAACUGAGGCAUAGAGAAGCUAAAUCGUUCAGGGCUAUAUAAUGCACAUCAUUUUUAUGCUUAGAAUCAAUUCUCACCUCUACAGCACAGUCAUUUGGCUAUAUGAUAACAUAUAAAACUACUAGCCAUGGGCCCUAGAAGGCUGGAAUGAAGAUUCACAUUUGUGGAUGCUUCUAAUAGAGCCCUUGUGUGCUCCCAAGUGUGCUUCCCAAUCCCGUGUGCAUGUGCGUGUGGUCGUGUGUGAUAUGUAUGUGACUUGCAGGCACAAUUCAGGGCCACAUAGCUGCAAAUGACUUUGUGGAAAGAACACAUGAGGAUUUCUAUGUAAAGUCAGAAUUAAUGAUGAGAAGGCAAAACUGCUAAUUAGAGUUCAUUAAAAUGAACGAAUUCCUGUAGUGGGGGUGCUUUCCCUAGCAGUUGCAGCACAGGUAUGUAGUGACUGUGCACCACACAAUUCCAAGCAUUGUGCACAGUGAUUGCCCCAUUUCCUGCCAAAAAUAAAAGGUAAGGAGAUAAAAAGCAAACAUUUGUUAAACAAAUGUUCACCCAAUAAAUAAAUGAAGCAUGUUUGUAGGAGUCUCAGUCAAGAUUCUAGCUGAAUAGAGAUCCCUUAAAACAGUUCUUCAAAGAUAACACAGAAAUUAAACGACAAAAUAUGUUUAUCAAGUAUGGCUCCUAGGUCAUACUAAUUUUUCACAAUGAUAAAAAAGUAUAGCCUUAAAAUGUGUUUUAAAUAAUAUUAUUUAGUGACCCCAAAACUCUGCUUGUAGAAAUAAUUUUGCUCUAAAUAUCAACCAUGAGGCACUCUCCUCUUGAAAUAGAGUAGAAAACCAUUGUAAAACAUAAUGCAGGGUUUUCAGUCUCUAGAGGCAUCACCAUCCAGCACCAGGCAUCCUCUGAAAAGUCUAAUGUUUGAACAAUUUUUGUCUAAUUAUUGAUAGCUUGUUCUUUUUAAAAUUCAAUACCUAUGUGAACCUUACUGAGAAGUAGUCAUCACUUGCUAUGAAUAAACUGAUGCUUGCUCGCAUCUUCAUUAGCUCACCUUAGUAAGCCCUAUGCAUUUCUGAUGGUGGAUGUUAUAGUCAGUGUCCAGCAGGUCUUUGAUCACUACCACCCUCCAUACUGCUUCCCCGGGCUCUCUUAUCUACAGUCUUUCCCAUUAUAGAAAAGGCAAAAGGAUAGUAUAAUCUCUUAUUUAUUUCAACAUCCUGAGUGCAUUUUUUUCCCAGGAAUACUUGGAUUUUAAGAGAGAGCAACAGGGCAGACAUGGGCUGGGAGGAUAAGGGUUUUAUAGGUCUUGUUUUUUGUUUUGUUUUGUUUUUCUUAACAAGAUUAUCUAAGUCUCAAAUGCUAUCGCUAUUCUCUAAUUCCAAUAUUCCCAGAUCUAUUAAUCAUCAAAGCAAUACUCACUGACCUCCUAUUAAUCUGGGUUAUCUGAUCAUCAAGAUGUGUUUUGGAAGAUGAGAGACAAUUGGAGCUUUAUUAUUUAUCAUUCACCCUGGUACUGUACUUUUUAAUUUUUUUUUAUGCUUGUAAACAUAAGGUUGGUUCUAAUGACUGUCCCUGGCUUCUUAUAUUUUGAAGUAGUAUGUGGGCAGGAGUUGAAUUUCUGUAUUUCUCAAGGAAAACUAUCUGUCAAAACAUUCAGAACAAGUUCAAAGAACCUGUGCAAUCAUUAGGGCAACCGAAGUCUUUGUGACCUCAUCCAUACAUACACACCACACACACACACACACACACACACACACACACACACACACACACACACACAGAAAAAACCCUUUAGUCUGUUGCUUUUUUGACAGCAAGUGGUUUUGGAAUUGAAAUGGGUUUGAUGUCUAUGUUCAGGGCUGGAGGAGGUGAUGGAAGGUUAAUCCAUCAUUCCCUUUCACUUUGAGCCAUUGGCUGAGCCAUGGGGAGAAGCAAGAAAAAUGGUUAUCAAUCUGUAGAAGUCAAAUACUAUCAAAUGGCUAAAGGUUAUGGGUCAUUAAAAUGUCAGUGGUUUGAAUGAUAAUUUUUGAAAGGCAUUGGGGAUCUUAUUUGUUACUUAUGCACCUGUAGAAACUGCAGCAGCUCUGGAGUGAGCCCAGAGCUUCAGAUUCAAGCCAGCCCAAAGCUAAGUGACUUCUAGUCAACUUUUAAUGCUAGGCAUAAGCACUCUGUACUCUUAAAUUUCAGCCCAAUCAAUUAGGGAAUGUUUCUAAAACAUUAAAUUUGUAUUUAUGUCACUAAAAUCCUAACGCAAAAUUUAAAAACAUGUCUCAUAUGUGUACUGUACUAGGUUUCAUGACACAUUUCUAAAUUUGUGUAUGAUUUGAAUAUAUGAAAGAAUUUAUACAAGAGUGUUAUUUAAAAUUAUUAAUAAAUGUAUAUAAUUUGUACCUAUUGUA
Messenger RNA from Onychomys torridus (southern grasshopper mouse), 6299 nucleotides. RefSeq names its product multiple EGF like domains 9 (gene Megf9). Gene Ontology annotation, cellular component: basement membrane. The coding region runs from base 178 to 2022 and encodes 614 amino acids. The record is from RefSeq and is a predicted model, not a curated record. Gene Ontology annotation, biological process: axon guidance. Lineage: Eukaryota; Metazoa; Chordata; Mammalia; Rodentia; Cricetidae. Gene Ontology annotation, molecular function: extracellular matrix structural constituent. The transcript is spliced from 6 exons.